GGCGGGAGAGUUUAGCCACUGCCACUUCUCGGCUUCUGCGCUGCGAGCUGACGUCGGUGAUGAACUUGCGCUCGGACGCGUUCAUUUCAUCGGUUUGGGGCGAGAGGGAUUCUGGUGUUUCUGUCUCUCCUGUGGAUCGACGAGUCCACGCUCAGGAGGUGUGUGAUUGCGGCCUCGAGGACGACUGACUACUCACCAUUCGACGCUUCCUCCAUCAUCACCGCCAUUCGUAUUCGACGGCUGUACGAGCAGGCUGCGUGGAGGUUGGCGAGAGUUCUUGUGAAAUUGCUUGGGACAAGCUUUCACCGGAUGCACCGCGAACGUGUGUGGUGACGUAGAACUAGCGGCAGCGUGUGGCUUGUGGCCGAGUUCCGCGCAACGAGAGAGACACGAAGAGGCAGCACCUCAACAUACAUACCACGCAAUUGUCUGACGCCGCCCGCCUGCACUGCUUCGACCCGUCGACGCAGAUUCUGCGCUUCUGCAGACCUCUUUCCCCCCUCCGCCGCCGUUCCGGGGAGCUGCCACUGUACAUCACCUGCGGCACGGAAUCUGGGGCGAACAAGCAUCAUACCUGGGAACACAACCCAGCCACGGCCAUGUCGAACAGCUACUCCUCCAUCCCUCCGCUGAGCGAUUCUCACGCCGCGCGAGGCUACGGCACCUCGCAGACCGACUUCGCGACCUCAGGCAAUCCCGCCAUGAGCUCGCCAUUGGCUCAGUCCGUCGAGCGCGGCGGCGUCUUCCACGAGGACUUCGACGCGAGCCAGCGAGGCUCCUCCAUAAUCGACGGCCCCCAGCGAUCGGUCUCGCGCGCCAGCACUUCAGGCACCGGUGGAGUCAGUCGCAGCAACACACUGAAGAAGAAGAGCAGCGUGAAGAGGAGCGGCAGUCUGCGACGUAGCAGCAGCAAGAGGAGCUUGAGAGCCGGCAGCAUCAAGGGUGUCGUCGACGCCGACAGCGAGGACUUCCACAGCUAUGCUUUCACGCCCGUGCCGACCACUGGAACACCGACCGAAGUGCUCGCCAAUCGCUUCCAGGCGUGGAGACAGUUACUGAAGUCGCUGAUCGCCUACUUUCGCGAAAUCCAAAACUCCUAUGAAGCUCGCGGCAAAGCAUUGCACAAGGUGCAGAAUACCAUUUCUAACAUUACUCACCCUGCAGUGUUCAUGAGCAACGAUGGUCUUAGCGAAGCAACUCGCAUCCUUGACGGCUACCACAAGCGAUCGAUCGCCGAAGCAGCGAAAUCGAGAGAAAUCGAGAAUGAUGUAAUUGGCGCGUUGACUGGUCUGCGAAGUGAUUUGGGGCAGAAGAUCAAAGAGAUCAAGAGCCUGAGCGGCGAUUUUAAGAAUUCCGUCGAGAAGGAGAAGGCUGCUACCAGACAAGAGGUUGAGAAGCUGCAGGAGGCGCUCCAACACGCUGCGCAUGAGGACGGCAACGCAAUUGGCAAGAACGAUCCAUACGUGGUCCGUCUCGGAGUCGACAGGCAGAUUGAGAGACAGGUCGACGAGGAGAAUUACUUGCACAGGGCAUAUCUCAAUCUCGAAAGCUCGGGACGUGAGCUCGAGUCCAUCGUCGUUGGCGAAAUCCAAAAGGCUUACAAUGCACUCGCGGGCAUUCUCAAACGCGAGGCCGAUGACGCAUACAGUGCUGUUGAGAGCCUCCGAGGUGGCCCGAUCUCCAUGCCAAAGGACCAGGAAUGGUAUCAAUUCGUUACUCACGAUCCUCACUUCGUCGACCCCAGCUUGCCUCUCCGCCGCAUCGAGGACAUUGAGUACCCAGGCAAGCACGCACCCGCAGCCAGCGAGAUCCGUGCCGGCAUGCUGGAACGCAAGAGCAAAUAUCUCAAGUCCUACACACCGGGCUGGUACGUGCUGUCGCCAACGCACCUCCACGAGUUCAAAUCGGCGGAUAAGAUCUACUCGCAGCCGCCAGUCAUGUCGCUGUACUUGUUCGACCAGAAGCUUGGGUCGCACUCGGAACGUGGUUCUUCCAGUCACAAGUUCAUGCUCAAGGGGAAGCAGUCUGGCGGCAUGCACAAGGGGCACAACUGGGUCUUCCGCGCUGAGAGCUACGAUACCAUGAUGGCCUGGUUCCAGGACAUUCGAAUGCUCACUGAGGGCACCGGCGAGCAGCGUCAAGCCUUUGUGCGCAAACAUGCUAGGAGCGUGUCUGGCACUAGCGACAAAGGCACCGUGAGCAGCGAUGGCCUCGAAGAUGAUGAAGCUGAUCAGGCGCCUUAUUCGGCCGAUGUUACCAGCUUGGCCGAGCAACAUCCCGUUGUGGACGACAGACCAAAGAGACCACAGCCAGGCGGUCGGUUCCCGUCUGAUAUGGUUAUUCGAAAGGCCGGCGCUUACACUCCAGCCGCUGAUGGCGCCGUCGACGAUGACACGGAUGACGAUGAUGCGAAUAUCAUUGCCGCAGCUGGCGCCGUGCCUGGCUCCUCCCAAAACCAUUUCCGUGGCCCAAGCUAUGAUUACGGUGGUAAAGACCCGUAUCGCAUGGACAAUGUUGAUGCCGGAACUGCUCAUGAAGAGCCUUUUGUCAGUCGCGCAUAUACCCCGCCGCAUCAGGACGAGCUUGUUGCUGCCACAGCGGGCGUUGGUGCUGGUGCAGUCGGCGCUGCAGCAUACAGUCGUCAGCAGCAAGACAAGGAGAAUGCCAUUUUGCAGCAGUCGCAAGUCGCUCCUGCGCAGCCAGUUCCAGUCCAGCAAUCGCCAGUCGCACCCGCCCAGCCAGUGCCAGCUCAGCAGCCCCUGCAGACUCAGACGUAUGCACUUUCAGGCACUCAGCAGCUGCCAGCGUCUCAGCAUCAGGCUCCCGUAACGCCUUUGGCAGCACCACUCAGCGAUGAAAAGCUCAAACAGCCUUUUUUAGGCAAUGAGCCGGCGGCUUCCUCUGCUCAGUCUGGGUCACAAGUUCCGCUGGCUCAGUCCAACAGCGAGCCGAGCACCUUCAUCGCUCCCGCCGCAGCCGGUGUUGCAGGUGUUGGAGCUGGGGUUGUGGGUGCAGAAGCAUAUCGACGCCGCCAGCAGGAUUCUGUUGUUCCCAGCAUCGAAGACAAGAACGUGUCGCCUAUCGACACAACUCCGGACCAGGUGCAUUUGUCUCACACUCCUAGCAACGUGAGCACUAUCUCGCGCGAACGAUCUGUUCGUGCCUCGCCCAUCGGUAAUAGUAUCGCCGCUAUUGCUUUAGGCAACGAACCCAUCUCGCCUCCUUCAUCGCCACCUGCUGCUGUCUCUCCCACAGCUAUUCCCAACCCAACUCAACCGACCCUCGAAUCCACGACCCCGCUGCAUGCCGAGGUCGUCCCUGCGGUUGUACCUGCCGCCAGUCCUGCCGCUGCCGGGUCCACCGAGAAGUCUGCUCCCCUGCCUACAGCUUCCGCCAUCGCCUCAGAGCUCACGACCGAUUCUCUCAGUGGUCCGGCCAGUCCUCCUCUGAGCGGCAACGAAGCUCAGGGCGCGCACGAAACGGGUCAGCUCUUUCCACGUGUGAUCCGGCAUGAUACGAACUUGAGUAUCAGCAAACUGCACGUGCCGGGCGAGUUCAAGUGAUCAAGACAACGACUUGUCGAAAGAUGCGAUACGACAUUACGAACUUGGGGUCUGGUCGGCGCAGGAUGACACAAGAGACAUAUAGGCAGGCAGGACUUACAGAACAGGUGGUGAUACGAGCUUGAGAAACAAUGAGGGAAAAUUUACACGAUGGCAAUGAUGCGAGUGAUGAUGGAUUUGUGCUUGUUAUGUUUUUCUUCUCUUUUUGCGUUUGGAUACAUAGCGACAGACGAUGCGAGUGCGAUGCGCGUGCGAUGCGAUUUGAUUGAGUUGAAGCAGCAUUUGUUAAGUUCUUCAAGCGAGCAACAAUUAGUUUUUACUGUAAUGCGAGCAUUUGUGAUUCUUCCAGUUUCUGAGUUGAUUGUCGAUUCUGCGUAUAUGUUGGUCCUGGAG
This is a messenger RNA of Cercospora beticola, 3956 nucleotides long. Its product is annotated as SLM1 family PH domain-containing protein. The record is from RefSeq and is a predicted model, not a curated record. NCBI's taxonomy places the organism in Eukaryota, Fungi, Ascomycota, Dothideomycetes, Mycosphaerellales, Mycosphaerellaceae.